AUGGAGUUUCUUAAGGAAUACUUUGAAAAUAUGUAUCGUAGUAAGAUAAAUAAGAGUGUGAUGGAAAUACAACAGUUCCUCGAGAAAAUUACUAUUAUAAAGCUAACUGAGGUUCAAAGAGAAAGUUUAGAAGCUCCUUUAGACAUUACAGAAGUGGAGGGUGACAAUGUGCAUAGAGACAUCGAAUGUAAGAAGGGUGACAAUGUGCAUAGAGACAUCGAAUGUGAGAAGGGUGACAAUGUGCAUAGAGACAUCGACUGUAAGAAGGGUGACAAUGUGCAUAGAGACAUCGACUGUAAGAAGGGUGACAAUGUGCAUAGAGACAUCAAACGUAAGAAGGGUGACAAUGUGCAUAGAGACAUUGAAUGUAAGAAGGAUGACAAUGUGCAUAGAGACAUCAAACGUAAGAAGGGUGACAAUGUGCAUAGAGACAUCGAAUGUGAGAAGAAUGACAAUGUGCAUAGAGACAUCGAAUGUGAGAAGGGUGACAAUGUGCAUAGAGACAUCGAAUGUAAGAAAGGUGACAAUGUGCAUAGAGACAUCGAAUGUAAGAAGGGUGACAAUGUGCAUAGAGACAUCGAAUGUAAGAAGGGUGACAAUGUGCAUAGAGACAUCGAAUGUAAGAAGGGUGACAAUGUGCGUAGAGACAUCGAAUACAUCGAAUGUGAGAAGGGUGACAAUGUGCAUAGAGACAUCGAAUGUGAGAAGGGUGACAAUGUGCAUAGAGACAUCGACUGUGAGAAGGGUGACAAUGUGCAUAGAGACAUCAACUGUGAGAAGGGUGACAAUGUGCAUAGAGACAUCGAAUGUGAGAAGGGUGACAAUGUGCAUAGAGACAUCAACUGUGAGAAGGGUGACAAUGUGCAUAGAGACAUCGAAUGUGAGAAGGGUGACAAUGUGCAUAGAGACAUCGAAUGUGAGAAGGGUGACAAUGUGCAUAGAGACAUCGAAUGUGAGAAGGGUGACAAUGUGCAUAGAGACAUCGAAUUGCAUAGAGACAUCAACUGUAAGAAGGAUGACAAUGUGCAUAGAGACAUCGAAUGUAAGAAGGAUGACAAUGUGCAUAGAGACAUCGAAUGUAAGAAGGGUGACAAUGUGCAUAGAGACAUCGAAUGUGAGAAGGGUGACAAUGUGCAUAGAGACAUCGACUGUAAGAAGGGUGACAAUGUGCAUAGAGACAUUGAACAUAAGAAGGGUGACAAUGUGCAUAGAGACAUCGAAUGUGAGAAGGAUGACAAUGUGCAUAGAGACAUCGAAUGUAAGAAGGGUGACAAUGUGCAUAGAGACAUCGAAUGUGAGAAGGGUGACAAUGUGCAUAGAGACAUCGACUGUAAGAAGGGUGACAAUGUGCAUAGAGACAUUGAACAUAAGAAGGGUGACAAUGUGCAUAGAGACAUCGAAUGUGAGAAGGAUGACAAUGUGCAUAGAGACAUCGAAUGUGAGAAGGGUGACAAUGUGCAUAGAGACAUCGAAUGUGAGAAGGAUGACAAUGUGCAUAGAGACAUCGAAUGUAAGAAGGAUGACAAUGUGCAUAGAGACAUCGACUGUAAGAAGGGUGACAAUGUGCAUAGAGACAUCGAAUGUGAGAAGGGUGACAAUGUGCAUAGAGACAUCGACUGUAAGAAGGGUGACAAUGUGCAUAGAGACAUCGAAUGUGAGAAGGGUGACAAUGUGCAUAGAGCCAUCGAAUGUAAGAAGGGUGACAAUGUGCAUAGAGACAUCGACUGUAAGAAGGGUGACAAUGUGCAUAGAGACAUCGAAUGUGAGAAGGGUGACAAUGUGCAUAGAGACAUCGACUGUAAGAAGGGUGACAAUGUGCAUAGAGACAUCGAAUACGUCGAAUGUGAGAAGGGUGACAAUGUGCAUAGAGACAUCGAAUGUGAGAAGGGUGACAAUGUGCAUAGAGACAUCGAAUGUAAGAAGGGUGACAAUGUGCAUAGAGACAUCGAACGUAAGAAGGGUGACAAUGUGCAUAGAGACAUCGACUAUAAGAAGGGUGACAAUGUGCAUAGAGACAUCGAACGUGAGAAGGGUGACAAUGUGCAUAGAGACAUCGAAUGUAAGAAGGGUGACAAUGUGCAUAGAGACAUCGAAUGUGAGAAGGGUGACAAUGUGCAUAGAGACAUCGACUGUAAGAAGGGUGACAAUGUGCGUAGAGACAUCGAAUGUAAGAAGGGUGACAAUGUGCAUAGAGACAUCGAAUGUAAGAAGGGUGACAAUGUGCAUAGAGACAUCGACUAUAAGAAGGGUGACAAUGUGCAUAGAGACAUCGAACACAUCGAAUGUAAGAAGGGUGACAAUGUGCAUAGAGACAUCGAACGUAAGAAGGGUGACAAUGUGCAUAGAGACAUCGACUAUAAGAAGGGUGACAAUGUGCAUAGAGACAUCGAAUGUGAGAAGGGUGACAAUGUGCAUAGAGACGUCGAAUGUGAGAAGGGUGACAAUGUGCAUAGAGACAUCGACUGUAAGAAGGGUGACAAUGUGCAUAGAGACAUCGAAUGUGAGAAGGGUGACAAUGUGCAUAGAGACAUCGAAUGUGAGAAGGGUGACAAUGUGCAUAGAGACAUCGACUGUAAGAAGGGUGACAAUGUGCAUAGAGACAUCGAACGUAAGAAGGGUGACAAUGUGCAUAGAGACAUCGAAUGUGAGAAGGGUGACAAUGUGCAUAGAGACAUCGAAUGUGAGAAGGGUGACAAUGUGCAUAGAGACAUCGAAUGUGAGAAGGGUGACAAUGUGCAUAGAGACAUCGACUGUGAGAAGGGUGACAAUGUGCAUAGAGACAUCGAAUGUGAGAAGAAUGACAAUGUGCAUAGAGACAUCGAAUGUAAGAAGUGUGACAAUGUGCAUAGAGACAUCGACUGUAAGAAGGGUGACAAUGUGCAUAGAGACAUCGACUGUAAGAAGGGUGACAAUGUGCAUAGAGACAUCGAACGUGAGAAGGAUGACAAUGUGCAUAGAGACAUCGAAUGUGAGAAGGAUGACAAUGUGCAUAGAGACAUCGAAUGUAAGAAGGGUGACAAUGUGCAUAGAGACAUCGACUGUAAGAAGGGUGACAAUGUGCAUAGAGACAUCGAAUAUAAGAAGGGUGACAAUGUGCAUAGAGACAUCGACUGUAAGAAGGGUGACAAUGUGCAUAGAGACAUCGAAUGUGAAGUAUCCAUGGGCCCCUUAGGAAGCACAUAUGGUUUGUCCAUCCCUACGUACAGCCAAACCACAGAAAACACGGUGAUUGUGCAUUCUCUUUGUGUCAUUUAUAACCUUGAGCAUCGCUUUUUCAUUAUGUGA
This is a messenger RNA of Bufo bufo (common toad), 3285 nucleotides long. Its product is annotated as cysteine-rich, acidic integral membrane protein-like. Lineage: Eukaryota; Metazoa; Chordata; Amphibia; Anura; Bufonidae. The record is from RefSeq and is a predicted model, not a curated record. Bases 1 to 3285 code for a protein of 1094 amino acids. The transcript has 6 exons.